This is a messenger RNA of Mesocricetus auratus (golden hamster), 855 nucleotides long. RefSeq names its product olfactory receptor 4C13-like. Gene Ontology annotation, cellular component: membrane. The record is from RefSeq and is a predicted model, not a curated record. Gene Ontology annotation, biological process: G protein-coupled receptor signaling pathway. Gene Ontology annotation, molecular function: olfactory receptor activity; G protein-coupled receptor activity. NCBI's taxonomy places the organism in Eukaryota, Metazoa, Chordata, Mammalia, Rodentia, Cricetidae.
AUGGAAUACAGGAACAAUGUGACAAAGUUUGUUCUUAUGGGACUCACGCAGAACCCACACAUGGAGAAAAUCAUACUUGCUGUGUUUUUGUUCAUCUGCAUAGUCUCUGAGUUUGGAAAUUUGCUCAUUCUGAUCGCCAUUACAAAUAGCCACCUGUUGGGGUCUCCUAUGUACUAUUUUCUGGCAUAUCUCUCCUUCAUUGAUACCUGCUACUCCUCAGUCAGUACUCCUAAGCUGAUUGUUGAUUCACUCCAUGAAAGGAAGUCCAUUCAGUUCAAUGGAUGCAUGACCCUAGUCUUUGGGGAGCAUUUCUUUGGAGCUGUUGAGGUCAUCUUGCUUACUGUCAUGGCCUAUGACUGCUAUGUUGCCAUCUGCAAACCCCUGCACUAUGCAGCCAUCAUGAGCAGAAGACUCUGUAGUUUACUAGAAGGAGUGUCAUGGGCUGGAGGCUUUUUUCAUGGAGGUAUACAAAUUCUGUUCAUUAUUAGGCUACCUUUUUAUGGCCCUAAUGUCAUAGAUCACUUUAUGUGUGAUCUGAGCAUUUUGCUUGAUCUAGCCUGUGCUGAUACCCACAACCUAGGUAUCUUUGUUGCAGCCAACAGUGGCUUCAUUUGUCUGUUAAUCUUACUGCUUCUGCUCAUCUCCUACACAGUCAUCCUUUACUCACUAAGAACCCACAGUGCAGAAGGAAGGUGCAAAUCCCUUUCUACAUAUGUAUUUCCCAUUGUUGUGGUCUUACUCUUUGCACCCUGCACAUUUGAAUACAUGAGACCUGCAGGUCCAUUCCCCAUUGACAAGUCAGUUGAUUUUAUAGCAGUGAUAACUCCCAUAAUAAAUAACAAAUACUGGCAAUGA